UCCUCCCGUCUCCGAGCGCGAAUAAUCUCAGACGCCAUAAUCGGUCUCUCCGAUGGCCUCACAGUGCCCUUCGCCCUCACAGCCGGCCUUUCCGCACUGGAGAACACCAAAGUCGUGAUUUUCGCUGGUCUAGCGGAACUUACAGCGGGUAGCAUAAGUAUGGGAUUAGGAGGAUACUUGGCCGCGAAAUCUGAGGAAGAUUCGUAUAAUGCUGCUUUGGCAUCAACGAGAAGAGCUGUGGUGAGGAGUCCUUCUGAUGCGAUGGCUUCUGUGACAGAGGUUUUUGAGCCGUAUGAGUUGCCGGAGAGGUUGAUGGAUGAGUUGGCAGAGAAUAUGGCGAGGAACCCGAAUUUGGUGCAGUUUUUGAUGCAUUUUCAGCAUUCGCAGCCGGAGGAGACUGCGAGUCGAGCUGUGAUGUGUGCGGUCACGAUCGCGUCUGGGUAUUUCUUGGGUGGCUUUUUGCCGUUGGUUCCAUAUUUUCUGGUCCAGAGGGACGAGGUGCAACUUGCGUUGUGGUGGUCAUUCAUGGUCAUGGCUUUCAGCUUGUUUGCAUUUGGAUACGGCAAGACGUGUUUCGUGAGCGGCUGGGGAGGACCAGACAACUUGUGGCUCGGCGUAAAGGGCGGAGUGCAAAUGCUGCUUGUCGGCAGCAUUGCAGCAUUGAGCGCUAUGGGGUUUGUGCGAUUCUUUGAUUCC
Pseudocercospora fijiensis CIRAD86 is the source of this 696-nucleotide messenger RNA. RefSeq lists its product as uncharacterized. The record is from RefSeq and is a predicted model, not a curated record. NCBI's taxonomy places the organism in Eukaryota, Fungi, Ascomycota, Dothideomycetes, Mycosphaerellales, Mycosphaerellaceae. The transcript has a single exon. Gene Ontology annotation, molecular function: iron ion transmembrane transporter activity; manganese ion transmembrane transporter activity. Gene Ontology annotation, cellular component: fungal-type vacuole membrane. Gene Ontology annotation, biological process: intracellular manganese ion homeostasis. The annotation marks the transcript as partial.